Heterostelium album PN500 is the source of this 1326-nucleotide messenger RNA. Its product is annotated as alkaline phosphatase family protein. The transcript has 4 exons. Gene Ontology annotation, molecular function: metal ion binding. Bases 1 to 1326 code for a protein of 441 amino acids. The record is from RefSeq and is a predicted model, not a curated record. Lineage: Eukaryota; Evosea; Eumycetozoa; Acytosteliales; Acytosteliaceae.
AUGUCAGCAGAAUCACAAAACAGAAUGUUGUUUGUGAUGGUUGAUGGUCUUGCAGAUGUCUCCAUACCCAAAUAUAAUGGAUUAACUACAUUACAGAAAGCAAAUACACCUACAAUGGAUUUAAUGAUUAUAAUUGCUUUCAAAUUAGAAUAUGGUGUCAAUGGUAUAAUGGAUCCUGUAGAACCUGGUUAUGCAUGUGGUAGUGAUACUGCACAUCUUUCAAUAUUUGGUUAUGAUCCAAGAAUAGGUAGAGGUGCAUUCGAAGCGAUGGGUGCUGGACUUGAUAUGGUGCCGGGUGACAUUGCUUUCAAAUCAAACUUUGCAACCAUCGAUACUAAAACAGGUAUAGUUACAUCAAGAAGAGCAGAUAGAAACUUUGAACAUUUAGGACCUAUUCUAUGUGAUUAUCUUACUGGCGUAGAAUAUAGUAAAUUACCAUCAUUCCCAGAUUACAGAGUUGAUGUUAAAUAUGCAACAGAACAUAGAUGUGGUAUUAGAGUUAGAGGUCCAGGUUUGACAGAUGCAAUUACAAAUACUGAUCCACUGAAAGACAAUCUACCGUUACUUAGAGCACAGUCAUUAGAUGGAAGCAAAGAGGCAGAAUUCACUGCUCGUUUGGUUAACGAGUUAUCCGAUGUUAUUCGGGCUGCUCUCGAGAAGCAUCCGAUCAAUGCGGAGCGUGCCAAAGAAGGAUUGGCACUCGCCAAUGUAGUGCUGCUAAGAGGUUGCGGUGUCAGAGCAGAGGCACCCACCUUUUUCGAGAAAUACAAGAUGCGUGCAUUCAUGAUCGCUCCAACCUGUAUCAUUGCUGGCUUGGGUAUGUCCAUUGAGAUCGAUCUCGUUGAGGCACCAGGUGGAACCGGUGACUAUCACACCGACUUUGACUCCAAGGCAAGAACAGCAGCCGCUGCCAUCAAGAGUGGAAAGUAUGACUUUGGUUUCCUUCAUAUCAAGGCGGUCGACGAUGCUGGACACGAUAAAGAUGCUGAUCUCAAAGUACGAUUGUUAGAGAAGGUCGAUGCAAUGCUGGCCAAGAUCGUCGAUGAACUUGGCCAAGCAGAGUUGGAGGGUGUAGCCAAGUUCUCUAUUUGCGUAACCGGUGACCAUUCUACACCUGUGUUAUCGGGUGACCACUCUUGUGAGCCAGUUCCUUUCACCAUUAGCAAACCACUACUCAUGAAACAACCGCAAUCACAUGAAAACUGGAAGUUUAUCGACAAAGUUCAACAAUUCUCAGAGAUUGACUGUAGCAGUGGAGCAUUAGGUAGAUUCCCAGGAUCACAAAUAAUGAACAUCAUCACUCAAUAUAUGAAUACAAAACUAUAA